Messenger RNA from Pyricularia grisea, 1041 nucleotides. RefSeq lists its product as uncharacterized. Gene Ontology annotation, molecular function: ubiquitin protein ligase activity; zinc ion binding; ubiquitin conjugating enzyme binding. The coding region runs from base 1 to 1041 and encodes 346 amino acids. NCBI's taxonomy places the organism in Eukaryota, Fungi, Ascomycota, Sordariomycetes, Magnaporthales, Pyriculariaceae. Gene Ontology annotation, biological process: ubiquitin-dependent protein catabolic process; protein polyubiquitination; positive regulation of proteasomal ubiquitin-dependent protein catabolic process. Gene Ontology annotation, cellular component: ubiquitin ligase complex; cytoplasm. The transcript has a single exon. The record is from RefSeq and is a predicted model, not a curated record.
AUGGAUUCUGCUUCGAUCUCGCUGGCCGUCCAACUGCUGCUGGAAGAUUUGGAAGCCCUAAAGUCCGGGAUAAAGGGCAAGGGCCGGGAAGGCGACGACCUCCCUGAUAUCGACACCGCCACGGAGCUUUUCCGGGAGGAACUCGCGACGCAGGCCGUUUUUGCUUCCGAUCGAGCCAUGUGCGAGAGUAUUGCCGACGCCGUGACCAAAGAUGCUGACACGAUCAGACAACUCGAUCCAGAGCAGGCACAUCGGGAUGUUCAGCUCGACGACGAGCUCGUCGACAAACUGAAGGUCCUCUACGUCACCGGCAGAGAAGAGCCAGAAAAACAUUACCAAGACCAGGACUCUGAGCUCCCCGAGGCGAAGUCUUCCUCGUGGGGCGCCAGCCGCGCUGUCAAGCGUCGCCCAAAGAGGAAUUGCACCGGCUGCGGUGAAGAUUUCGACUUUAUCAAUGUGGCGCGCUGUCCCUGUUCUCACGAAUAUUGCCGAGAGUGCCUGGGCUCGCUUUUCGAAGCUUCGAUUGUUGACGAAUCGCUGUACCCGCCGCGGUGUUGCCAGCAGCGCAUCCCCCUGGAUCAAAAUCGCAUUUUUUUGACCCCGGACCUGGUGGGCCGCUUUAAGGCUAAAGAGAUGGAGCUGGAAACCUCCAACAAAGUGUACUGCCACGCCCCGGAAUGCUCUACGUUCUUGCCGCCAAGAUUUGUAAACGAAGUUAAAAAUACGGCUGUUUGUGUCAAAUGCAAAAAGAGAACCUGUACGAUAUGCAAGGGGGCGGCGCACGCCGGGGAUUGCCCCCAAGAUCACGGCAUCCAGCAGGUGCUGGAAUUGGCGGCCCAGGAGGGCUGGCAGCGGUGCUACAACUGCUUCAGGGUUGUUGAACUUGGGACUGGCUGUUAUCACAUGAGUGAGCCCACGACCACUUUUUCUUGGCACGACUGUUGGCUAACCAGAGGCAUCGCCCUGUUGUUACAGCAUGUCGCUGUGGAGCACAAUUUUGCUAUCUCUGCGGCGAGCGAUGGAAUGCUUGCGAUUCAGUAA